CAUCCACACAAAUCAAGAUCAUCUCAAGACAUGUGCACUGAGUCGAGCCCCUGAACCAGAGUCAGACGCUGUUAUUGGAGCAGGAAGCACACGGAGCACAUGCUCUCUCGCUCACACGGAUACAGGACCGUCACCUGUCUUCUCCUCACUGCUCCGCAUCUGUGCUGGAUUAUCAUCACCAUCACACUCAUCCAUCAGGGACUCAUCUAGCACUCCGCUCCGGACUCCAGACUGCAGCUUCAUGGGAAAAACACUGGAGCAGCACCAGAUGUUCCCGCACUACACCUGCUACUAUCCGUCCUACGCUCACAGCAAGCCAUAUGCCCCGCCCCCUCAGCUGAUGGCCCCGCCCAGUCCAGGAAACGGCAGCUGUAGUCAGAGUGCAUUGGUGCAGCUCAGUAAAACUAACCUGUACAUACGAGGACUUCCACCUGGAACCACAGACCAGGACCUCAUCAAACUCUGCCAACCAUAUGGGAAAAUUGUGUCUACUAAGGCCAUCCUGGACAAGAACACAAACCAGUGCAAAGGUUAUGGUUUCGUGGACUUUGACUGUCAGGCAGCAGCACUGAAGGCUGUUUCGUCUCUGAAGGCCACCGGUGUGCAGGCGCAGAUGGCAAAGUCGUGUGUGUGUGUGUUGUUCUUCAGGAUGGAGUCCACAGAGAAAUGUGAAGUUGUUAUACAACAUUUCAAUGGAAAAUAUCUCAAGACUCCAGCAGGAAUCCCAGGUCCGUCUGAACCGCUGCUGUGCAAGUUUGCUGACGGCGGUCAAAAGAAGAGACAAACUCAGAGUAAAUAUCUACAGAACAGCCGAGCAUGGAGGGAAGGAGAGAUGGGAAUGACACUCACAUACGACCCUGCCAUCAUGCAGAACGGGUUCUACUCUUCUCCGUACAGCAUCACUGCUAACCGGAUGAUUGCGCAGGCGUCCAUCACUCCGUUCAUCACCGCUUCACCCAUCUCUGCAUAUCAGGUUCAGAGCUCAGCAUGGAUGCCGCCGCAGCAGUUUUUGAUGCAGCCGACAGGAGCGGUCAUCAGUCCAGCUCUAGAUCACAGUGCUGCAUCGGUGCCUCCAGCGGCCAUAAUGACUCCACUAACACAACAGAUGAGUCAGCUGACACUGGGAUCUUCUGCUAAUUAUAUAACGGCUCCGGCUCCUGUGGCCCCUAUGCAAGGAACAUUCAUCCAUCAGUUAACGCCGGGCCCUCCGUCAGCACUUCCUGUAGAGACGGUGGCUCCCUCUUCACAGGACGUCCAUUUAACACAGCAACAGAUCGCCAUGGAAACCAGUGACUAUAUUCAACCCUGCUCCUACCAGUCCAAAUAGCAUCCUGAAGAGGUGAAUGUACGUCAGCGUUGUCUUCUGAUGGAGAUCAGACGCUCUGCACUGAAAAUACAGACACAUGAUGAACAUCCAGGUGACCUCAGCACCAAAAACACUGACUUAUUUCC
Sinocyclocheilus anshuiensis is the source of this 1452-nucleotide messenger RNA. RefSeq names its product RNA-binding motif, single-stranded-interacting protein 3-like. NCBI's taxonomy places the organism in Eukaryota, Metazoa, Chordata, Actinopteri, Cypriniformes, Cyprinidae. The transcript is spliced from 15 exons. The record is from RefSeq and is a predicted model, not a curated record. Bases 242 to 1327 code for a protein of 361 amino acids. Gene Ontology annotation, molecular function: RNA binding.